CUUGCCUUUGCAUCUUUCCGUGCCAACUCCAUCUAGAGUCUGGCAUGUUCGGUGCCAGUCUUUGGAUGUUACGACACUGACUAUAUUCCCUAGAGACUGAGAUGGUUGGCAAGAUUGGCCACGUUUGAGUCUUGUUCCGUGCGGGAUAUCACCCGCCUACUAACUAACCAUCAUGCCGUCUCCUCUUCAACCAAAUGCCACUACAAAGGUCUGCUUCGUGACUGUGGGUGCUACAGCUUCUUUUCAUCUUCUUCUACAGUCAAUCCUGGCAGACCAGUGUCUGCUGGCAUUACAGAAACUAGGGUUUACCCACCUACUUAUGCAAUAUGGCAAGGACGGCCAGGCUCUUUGGGAUGAGUUCCAGAACAGAUGCCCUCCUGAUAGUGAAAGCCGCCAUGGACUUGAAAUCGCUGGAUUCGACUUCAACCAGGCUGGAUUAGACGAGGAGAUGGGCUUGGCUCGAGCUGAUCCGUCUGAGGAUCGAGUCGGGGGAUUAAUCAUCAGCCACGCUGGAUCGGGAAGUAUUCUUGGAGCAUUACGGCUUGGUGUGCCGCUUGUUGUUGUACCGAACCCAACCCUGAAGGAUAAUCACCAGGAAGAACUGGCACAGGAACUGCAGAAGCAGGGAUAUGUUGUCGCCAGCAACUACUGGGAAAUUUCGAGCGCACUCGCUCGUGCAGAAAAGCUGCGAGCUCAGAUGCUGGCUUGGCCGCCUGUGUGUGGAAUUGAAGCCGCUUUUGGGUCUUUAUCACUAGCACCGGUCGAAUCCACUCUCCCGGGCGCAUUGAAAGCGAUACAUCUGUAA
Aspergillus vadensis CBS 113365 is the source of this 805-nucleotide messenger RNA. It is a transcript of the gene alg13, whose product is annotated as N-acetylglucosaminyldiphosphodolichol N-acetylglucosaminyltransferase catalytic subunit ALG13. Bases 173 to 805 code for a protein of 210 amino acids. The transcript has 4 exons. Gene Ontology annotation, molecular function: hexosyltransferase activity. Gene Ontology annotation, biological process: dolichol-linked oligosaccharide biosynthetic process. NCBI's taxonomy places the organism in Eukaryota, Fungi, Ascomycota, Eurotiomycetes, Eurotiales, Aspergillaceae. Gene Ontology annotation, cellular component: extrinsic component of endoplasmic reticulum membrane; UDP-N-acetylglucosamine transferase complex. The record is from RefSeq and is a predicted model, not a curated record.